This is a messenger RNA of Anisakis simplex (herring worm), 240 nucleotides long. The record is from the annotation of a GenBank genome assembly. Lineage: Eukaryota; Metazoa; Nematoda; Chromadorea; Rhabditida; Anisakidae.
AUGACCGCAAACGGAACGGAUGGUCAGUCAACAAUGACUGCUCAAGGUGGUGGCGUAGGAUCAUCAAGCGCUCUAACCUCAGCCAAUAUGCAAGUGAACGGAGAUAGAAGUAAUCAGGAUUUUCAUUCUGCAUCUGAUUUUAGUUUCCCGUUAAUGGUCGAAGCAAAAAGUUUGCACUUUCUGAACAUCUAUACUCUCGAAAUAGCAAUAAUUGAGACGAUCAUUGUAUCACUCACGUGA